CGCUGUCUCAGUGCAGGCAGCUAACUCGCCCUUGCACGCGUAAUCAGAAACAAUUAGUCACGGAUGUACGAAAGUCAUACGUGCGAGAGGGAGUUGUGGUCUAUAAAGCGUUUCUGUGAGUACCGUUGAUCUCAGAAAAUCAUACCUCGCGCAGACCAAUAUGACCAACGACGUGACGACGACGACUCCCACUUGGCGAGAGAUUGGCCGCAAGAAGCGUGAGCAGGUUCGUGCAUCGCUUCCCACGCAAUGGUGUCUUUCAAAUGUCCCCUCCGCGCAAGAAGAACCCAAUGCACUGGCUUUCUCCCGAACACAUCUCUCUGCCAGAGAGAUUGAGAUCACAGAGCACUACUCUGCGAGCCAACUCUUGCAGCUCCUGGCAAACGGCAGCCUUUCGGCGACUGAAGUUCUCGAGGCAUUCGCUCACCGUGCCACGAUCGCCCAUCAACUGACCAACUGUCUAAGCGAAGUCUUCUUCGACGAGGCUAAAGCUCAAGCUCAGCGACUGGACCAAUAUUACGCCGAACAUGGCAAGCCCAUUGGCCCGCUGCACGGUUUGCCCGUGUCGUUGAAAGAUCAAUUCCGAGUCAAAGGUGUCGAGACGUCGCUUGGAUACAUUUCGUGGCUGGGCAAAGUCGAGACCGAAGAGAGCGAGUCCUGGCUCGUAUCACGACUCCGAGAAAUGGGAGCUGUCCUCUACUGCAAGACGAAUGUUCCUUCGAGCUUGAUGGCUAUUGAAACCAACAAUAAUAUCAUUGGGUACACCACCAAUGCCCACAAUCGAUUAUUGUCAUCAGGUGGAUCUUCGGGAGGAGAGGCUGCAUUGUUAGCCAUGCGAGGAAGCAUUCUCGGGCUUGGAUCAGAUGUUGGUGCCUCAAUCCGCCAACCCAGCGCCUACAACGGCAUCGUCGGCAUCAAACCCACAUCCACUCGAUUCCCCUACCUAGGAAUCGCCAACAGCAUGGAAGGCCAAACAAUCGUGCGCUCCUCAAUCGGCGUCAUGGGCCACACCAUCCCCGACCUCCGCCUCCUCACAAAAACCAUCCUCUCUCUCGAACCCUGGAACUCAGACCCCAACGUCGUCCCAAUCCCCUGGCGCCAAGAAAUGGAAACACAAAUCCGUGACAAGAUCCGAGAGAAAAACCUCGUAUUCGGUGUGAUUCGCAAUGAUGGAAUCGUCACUCCUCAUCCGCCGAUUUUGCGGGCGGUUGAUGAGACGGUCGCUGCGCUGAAAGCGAAUGGGUAUAAGGUCAUCGAAAUCUCUCCACCCUCCCACUCCGAAGCCUUCCAAAUCCUCUGGAACACCUUCGCCGCCGACGGCGGAACAGAAAUCCACUCCACCCUCACCCAAUCCGGCGAACCCCCCGUCCCCGAACUCGCAAUCUCAUACGGAGAAAAACUCGGCCACCUCCCCCCCACCCCCCUAAACGAAACCUGGACCCUCACCACGCAAAAACACGCCUACGAAACCCGCUACGCCGCCUUCUGGCGCGCCCACGACCUCGACGCGAUCAUCUGUCCCGCGGCGCCGACGCUGUCGCACAGACCCGGCGAGGGAAGGUAUUUUGGGUAUACGGGGGUGUGGAAUGUUUUGGAUUAUUCGGCUGUGACGGUGAGGAGUGGACGAAGGGCGGAGAAGGAGGGGGAUGAUGGGAAGAUAAAGACUAAAGAGGGUUUGGAUGGGGAGGUUAUGGGGCAGUAUGAUCCGGAAUUAUUCGAUGGGAUGCCGAUUGGUUUGCAGGUUGUUUGUCGGAAGUUUGAAGAGGAGAAGGUGCUUGCGAUUGCGGAGGAGGUUGAGACUAUAUUGCUCGGGAAGGAUUAGAGUCGAGUUACUCAAGCGGAUUGAAGAAGAAGAGAAUGUUUUCCAUUGU
This is a messenger RNA of Pseudocercospora fijiensis CIRAD86, 1871 nucleotides long. RefSeq lists its product as uncharacterized. The transcript is spliced from 9 exons. NCBI's taxonomy places the organism in Eukaryota, Fungi, Ascomycota, Dothideomycetes, Mycosphaerellales, Mycosphaerellaceae. Bases 161 to 1822 code for a protein of 553 amino acids. The record is from RefSeq and is a predicted model, not a curated record.